AUGGCAAGCAAAGAGGGAACCAGCCAUCAGCAGCAGUUCGUCGAGGAAAUCGACUACAAUGAAAUUGAAACGGAAGAGGUGGUGGGUAAAGGAUCCUUUGGAGUGGUAUGGAAGGGUCGUUGGCGAGGUCGAUACGUCGCCGUGAAACACAUCAACUCUGAGGGUGAAAAGAAGGCCUUCACCGUGGAGGUGCGUCAACUGUCUCGUGUAAUACAUCCCAACAUUGUAAAGCUGUAUGGUGCUUGUACAAAGAAUCCUGUAUGCCUGGUGAUGGAGUAUGCUGAGGGUGGAUCACUGUACAAUGUUCUCCAUUGCAAUCCACAACCUCACUACACGGCUGGACAUGCCAUGAGUUGGGCUCUACAAUGUGCACGAGGGGUUGCGUAUCUUCACAAUAUGAAGCCGAAGCCAUUAAUUCACAGGGAUCUGAAACCUCCCAAUCUACUGUUAAUCCUCGGCGGGCAAACCCUUAAAAUAUGCGACUUCGGUACGGCCUGCGAUCUAAAUACUUACAUGACCAAUAACAAGGGUUCUGCCGCCUGGAUGGCCCCGGAAGUAUUCGAAGGCUCCCGUUACACGGAAAAGUGCGAUGUCUUUAGUUGGGGUGUCAUCCUCUGGGAGAUCUUGUCGCGACGGAAACCAUUUGACGACAUAGGCGGUUCCGCGUACCGGAUUAUGUGGGCAGUGCACAUGGGACAACGACCUCCUCUGAUGGAUGGAUGUCCAAAACCUAUAGAAGACCUAAUGAUCAGAUGCUGGAAGAAAGUGCCUGAAGAGCGACCUUCGAUGGAUGAGGUCGUCAGGGUAAUGACUACCCUUUUCGAGUUUUUCGGCGGCCAUCUGGAUCCUGUAGAGUACUCCCUAAGUAGUGAGACGGAUGAAGAACAAGAUCCCAGUGAUACGUUGGACAUGCCGAGUACCUUGGAUUCCCGAUUGAACGGCUCCGUAUCUAACGGUAGCAAUCAGACGCCUACACCUACAACUCCAACACAGGAUAGAAACAACGUAUCAAAAAUGGAAACAAAGGAUCAACCUCAUUCACCAGGAUCAAUCAGCGAACCCCGUGGGUCCACAGGCUACCUUACUCCCAAGUUAAAUCAAGCUGGCACACAGUUCCUUGGACUGCAAAGUGGUUCAGGACUCUCUGCCAGUUUACGACACCAGGACAAAGUUGAGGAAAACACACAAAGACCACCGAGAGCAUCUCCAACAGCACAAUGCGGUAGGCAAGCGUUACCACAACGUAGUUUCGAUUUCGCACCACUCCACGUCGAAUGCGAUCCUAAUGCCUGGGAAUUUGGCUCAACCAAUUCAUCCUGGGAAAUCCGGAAUAUGGCAGGUCUGGAUAAAAUGGUUCCAAAAACAAACAAAGGUAUACAAGGUAGCAGCACCACGAGUGAAGAUUUGGAUAACGUCUACCGAUUACUGGAUGCUGAGUUGAGACCAAUCACUCCGGAUUACACUUGUCCACAAUCAAGAGAGAUCUUCGAGGAGCACAAACAAUUAGCUCAGGAAUAUCUGAAGGUCCAGACAGAGAUAGUCCUCCUAGGACAGCACAAGAACGAGAUGCUGAAGAAUCUGAGCGUAGACAGCCUCAGACAGCAACAAGAAUUGCGUAAACUCGAGGACGAGAAGGAGUCACUGGUCAAAUUGUACAGGAACCUAAAACGCCAAUUGGAAAUUAUGAAAGGACAACGAGCCGGCGGCCUCGUUGGUACUUCGCCUACCACGAGCAUAGGGGUCGGUCCAGCUGUUCCCGGAAAAGAUGGCUGGGUAAAAGUGGCGCGACAGGAUCCCUCGAGACUCUCGUGAAACAGAAGCAAUUGAUGCGCGACAAUGCGUGGAGUACGAGAGUUUAUUAUCGUUGCACAGAGUUCGCAACGAUGAACCGUUUGACAGGAACGGAUGUAAAUCCUGACAAUGACGAAAUGGCAGGACACACCUAUCUGGACCAUGUAAUAUCAAGAUUUUAUCUUUGAUCAGGAAUUAAUAUCUAAUAUGAGAUGGGUAAGUCUCUGUCCGUCAUAUCAGUUCAAUUCAAGUCGAUUACGCAAAGGCAAAUUAGGCAUUAUUAUUGAAAUUGUAGCGAAGCAUCUAUCGAUUUAGAAAUAACAGAUAAGAUCAAGUACGGAUUAUACGAAGAGGAUUAUACAGAAACCACCGUUAUUUUUCAAGUAACCAAAUAGACAUUUCUAUUUUCUAAAAUUAUCACCAUUCAGAAAGUUUGAUAAAAUCGUCCACGACAGAGUCACCUUCGAUGAAUUAACGGAUAAAAGAUUAUCCUUCGUGUCAGAAUGCUUCUAAAUCUUUAAUUGUCACGAAUUAUUUAAUUAUGCCGAAUAUAGGCCUACCUCAGGUACGCGUUAUAAUUAAUCGCUCGAGUAAAGUCGCGAAUUCCAUUCUAUGUUUCUUAUUAUUUUCAUUCGCUUUCUUUCUCUUACCCUUUUUUUUUCUUAUUCUUUUUUACACACCCACUCCCUAAACAUUGCCUUAUGCAUCUGCGUGCGUGCUUGGGAUAACUCUAGUUAAGAGAACAAUUACAUAAAUAGAUUAGAACUUAAUUUAGACGAUUAGAACUACUGUGUCACUAUGUGGGCAGCGUUUAACGUAGCUAAUAUUUUCACUGGACAGUGAAUUAAAUAAAGGCUCCCGUGAUCUCAUCGAACCACGAGAAUUGAUCGUGUGGGCAAUAAUAAAAAAAUUCUACAGCCUUGCAGAAUACUUUUCAAAAUAACUUUUCAAACAUACAAAAUAUAUAGUCUGUCCAUGAGCAAAGUCUAUCUUCCACAAGCCACCUGCCUAUCAGCUGUCAAUGUAAACGAGUCAUCUAAACUUCAUCGAAUAUCUUACUUGUGGAUUGACUCUUAUUUUGAUUUAUUAACAAACUCUGAUUCGCUAUUAUUAUCAUAUGAAAGCAUAAAUGUAUACACGCAUGCAUAAGCCCCGAUCUGUCGUAUUUCAAAAUGUCAAGAAUAAUACGAGAACAGUUUUCUAGUCGAACGGUGUAAAUAAUCGGCCAUAAUAAAUACCUCUGUUGGUCAUGUAUAAUUGUGAGGCAAUUUGUACUAUCCAUGCACGAGUCUUGAUAAGUAGUAAUGUAAAUAAUUUAGUGUAUUGAAUAAUUUAUACUGUUACUAUUAUUAUUAUUAGCAGUAUAUUAAUUGUAAUUAUUAUUUACUUUCUUCGUUUACUUAACGUUUACGUUGAACUUUUCAUUAGUGAUUCCUGUUCCUGUUCUUUCUCUUUUUAUUCUUCACUUCUCCGUUCUCUUUCUCCUGUUUCUUUGACAAAGUUCCAAAUGUGUUCGACAAAAACUCUGGCAAUAGCUUUUAGUAUAUAGAAUCUACGUGCACUGUGUCAGCUCUAUUAAAUGGAUUUGAUUUUUAUAGAAAUAUUACAUCACGCCAUAAAUUCCUUGUCUCGAACUCGUAUUGCGUCGAGGUGACUGUUUCGUGUAAUUAAUUUAUUAUAGAAAAAAAUGUUUAAUCAAUUUUAAAUUUUAAUUAGCCCAAGAGUGAAGGUCUAGUUGUUUGUAUAAGUGCACAUGUGGCAUAAUGUCAAGGUAACGAAAUUUUCUUUCUUUGACCUUUUAUUCGUUUAACGUGAUAACUUAGAAGGUAAAGUUCGCAUCGACCUACACAGUGGAUUUCAUUAAUUUGUGGCAAAUUAAUUUGUUGUUUUAAGAGUUGCAUUUCAUAUUCUGUCGAGAUGUGUAAAUUCCAGUAACGGGAUAUAUUACUCACGAAUAAAUGUUUAUUACGUUAGUUAUCAUGAAAGUGUCUAUUGUAAAAUCUGUUGAAAUUUCGCAUCAGCAUCCACGUGCAUCGCUUAUCACUUAUUUUAUUAUGAUUAUUGUUACGGUUAUCGCGACAAUACGAAAUCUGUGAGAAGUUAAAUAUUUGUGAAUAAUAAAGUGUUUUUAUACAUA
Cephus cinctus (wheat stem sawfly) is the source of this 3928-nucleotide messenger RNA. Its product is annotated as mitogen-activated protein kinase kinase kinase 7. NCBI's taxonomy places the organism in Eukaryota, Metazoa, Arthropoda, Insecta, Hymenoptera, Cephidae. Gene Ontology annotation, molecular function: magnesium ion binding; ATP binding; MAP kinase kinase kinase activity. The record is from RefSeq and is a predicted model, not a curated record. The transcript is spliced from 9 exons. Bases 1 to 1812 code for a protein of 603 amino acids. Gene Ontology annotation, biological process: positive regulation of canonical NF-kappaB signal transduction; protein phosphorylation; JNK cascade.